This is a messenger RNA of Momordica charantia (bitter melon), 957 nucleotides long. Its product is annotated as guanine nucleotide-binding protein subunit gamma 2. Lineage: Eukaryota; Viridiplantae; Streptophyta; Magnoliopsida; Cucurbitales; Cucurbitaceae. The record is from RefSeq and is a predicted model, not a curated record. Gene Ontology annotation, biological process: G protein-coupled receptor signaling pathway.
ACAACACAGAAAGUGAGAAAAGUGAAGAAAUUUCAUAGAAUAUGACAAGAAAAGAAAACCAGCUUUCAUCCAAAUACUCACCGGCCCUAUUUUUCUUCUCCACUCGCCUGAAAAAGGGCCAAAACAACGCUUAAUAGAACAGCCCACCAAAAGAAAGGGACCCCUAGCGGCUGCUGCGGCCACGCCACGCCAAAUUCUCUCUCUGUUUAGAUCCCAUAAUCACUUACACCAAAAAGGGUUCAUGGAAUCGCCAUAAACGCUUCUGGGUCUUCCUUAUCUUCCUCUCUAAUGGCGUCUCUUUGAUCUUUUUUGACUAAAUAGAAUACAACAGCUUUAGGGCUUGAAUUUUGGAUUCUUGUAAUCGGAGGAGCGAUCGGGUAUGUCCGAAUCCGCGAGCCCGAUAACCCAACGGGUUCAGUCUUCUUCUACAAUCGAUACCAGAGGGAAGCACAGGAUACAGGCCGAACUGAAGCGGCUCGAGCAAGAAGCAAGGUUUCUCGAGGAAGAACUGGAACAGCUAGAAAAGCUGGACAAGGCAUCAACAGCAUGCAAAGAAAUGCUGAGCAAUGUGGAAACAAGACCAGACCCACUUCUCCCACAAACCCACGGCCCUCUGACCCCACAAUGGGAUCGAUGGUUCGAGGGGCCACAAGAUUCAAAAGGUUGCAGAUGCUGGUUAUUGUGAUGGUGUUUGGGGUUUCUCUUUAAGAUUCUUACAGAUUGGGAGAUUGUGAUGUGAUGGAUAGAUCAUGGCCUUUUGGCUACUUUGAAGAUUUUAACUCCCAUUCUCAUUUGUUGUUUGCAGAGGUUUUCUUCAACUUAGGAACAUUUGUGAAUAGUUUUUCUUUAAAUCAAAUGUUGUAUUCAUUUGAAAAAAACUUUCCAUAAAGGUCUUUCAUUUCACUUUGCACAUUCUUUUUUGGAUUAUCGUUGAUAUAUAGAAAACAUUUAAGCAUA